CGAGCCCGGCCCCGGCUGCGGGAGCUCGGUCCGGUGGCGCGGGGGGAGGCGGCGGCGGCGGCGGCGGCUGCGGGGGGGGGGCUGCUGAGCGAGGCGAGGGGCGGCCUCCCCCUCCCGGCCGGAGGCAGGGCGGCGGCGGGGGCGAGGCGGAGCGGCGGGGAAGGCGAGCCGGCAGCCGGAGCGGGCGUGUGAGCCCCAUGGGCCGAGAGCCUGCGAGAGGGGGAGGAGGAGCCGCCCCGCCGCCCGCCGCCCGGGGAUGGUGAGGAGGCGGCGGCUGCCGGCAGCCCAGUGAGGCCUUCGCUCGGCACCCGCCGGAGAGCCCGCCUCGCCAGCCUCCCCCUUCCCCCCGCUCGCUCGCUGGCUCGCUCCCCCCUUCCCUCCCCUUCCCCUGCCUCCCUCCCCGGCUCCCUUCCCCUGCCGCCGCCACCCUCCCAUCACCUCCUCCCCGGGCUCCAGCCAUGAGGGAUGUACAUUUCAAAAUACAGUUAUAAAGGGGAGUUACUAACACUUAAUUCAGAAGAAUAUUUGUUUACAGAAAUAGCUGAGAAGGAGGAAAACGGGAAAAAAAACCCCAAACCAUCCCUUUUGUGGAGCCUUCUGCAGGAGUUCAGGAAUUUCAACAGAGUGAUCUUUUGGCAUAAACUGGUUUUUCAAGAGACAUUCCUGCCAUUAUGAAUGAAGUAGCAAUAGUGAAGGAAGGGUGGCUUCACAAACGAGGAGAGUACAUAAAAACAUGGAGGCCGCGGUAUUUUCUUUUAAAGAACGAUGGCACAUUCAUUGGCUACAAGGAACGACCGCAGGACGUUGACCAGCGAGAAUCACCUUUAAAUAACUUCUCAGUAGCUCAGUGCCAGCUGAUGAAGACAGAACGACCUAAACCAAACACAUUUAUCAUUAGAUGCCUCCAGUGGACCACAGUAAUUGAAAGAACAUUUCAUGUGGAGACUCCAGAGGAGCGGGAAGAAUGGACAAAAGCCAUCCAAACAGUAGCAGACAGUCUCAAGAAACAAGAGGAAGAGAUGAUGGAUUUUAGAUCCGGCUCUCCCAGUGAUAAUUCAGGUGCUGAAGAAAUGGAAGUUUCUAUGACAAAGCCAAAACACAAAGUGACCAUGAAUGAGUUUGAAUACCUUAAACUACUGGGAAAAGGCACUUUUGGAAAGGUCAUUUUAGUUAAAGAAAAAGCAACUGGACGGUAUUAUGCUAUGAAAAUUCUGAAGAAGGAAGUUAUUGUAGCAAAGGAUGAAGUAGCGCACACGCUGACAGAAAACCGGGUUUUACAGAACUCGCGGCACCCAUUCUUAACGGCUUUAAAGUAUUCCUUUCAGACACAUGAUCGCUUGUGUUUUGUUAUGGAGUAUGCUAAUGGAGGGGAGUUGUUUUUCCAUCUGUCAAGAGAGCGUGUCUUUUCUGAAGACCGGGCUCGGUUUUAUGGAGCUGAGAUCGUUUCAGCACUGGAUUACCUGCAUUCAGAGAAGAAUGUGGUUUACAGAGAUUUGAAGUUGGAAAAUCUUAUGCUGGAUAAAGAUGGACACAUAAAAAUAACAGACUUUGGACUAUGUAAAGAAGGUAUCAAGGAUGGAGCAACAAUGAAGACUUUCUGUGGCACUCCAGAGUAUCUUGCACCAGAGGUGCUGGAAGAUAAUGACUAUGGUCGUGCAGUGGACUGGUGGGGUUUAGGAGUUGUGAUGUAUGAAAUGAUGUGUGGCCGGCUCCCUUUCUACAAUCAGGACCACGAAAAGCUCUUUGAACUCAUCCUUAUGGAGGAGAUCAGAUUUCCGCGCACUUUGUCACCUGAAGCAAAAUCUCUCUUGUCAGGUUUGCUGAAGAAAGAUCCUAAGCAAAGGUUAGGUGGCGGUCCUGAUGAUGCCAAGGAGAUUAUGCAGCACAAAUUCUUCGCUGGCAUUGUUUGGCAAGAUGUAUACGAGAAAAAGCUUGUACCUCUGUUUAAGCCACAAGUUACAUCUGAAACAGAUACAAGAUACUUUGAUGAAGAAUUCACAGCACAGAUGAUAACAAUCACUCCUCCUGACCAAGAUGACAGCAUGGAUUGUGUAGAUAAUGAGAGAAGACCUCAUUUUCCUCAGUUCUCCUAUUCAGCCAGUGGAACCGCUUAAUGUUUUGCAAUGUUUUCCCAUUCAGAAACAAAACAGACUGCAUUUUGGGGACCUUACUUCAAUGGACACUAGAGAACUUUCUAUAUUAUCUGAAUUACAAACUGUGUUUGUAUUACGAUUUAGAUGAAUUUGUAGGAAGCCUCACAGAUUCUGUAUUUAAAACAAUUCUUUGAUGCAUUUUUGAGAAGGAAAACAAAUCCAUUCUUAAAGUAUUACGUCAAGGCUUUUAUGCUGAAUGACUGUAGGUUUUUAAGAAUAUACACCAAAACUGUUUACUUUAGAAAUAAUUAAGGUAUUCAACAUAUCAGCAACUCUGACCAGAAAAUCCCCUUGUUUUAUUUAUUUCAUACAGUUCAUUAUCUAAAUAUAGAAUCUGCACUCUGAACAAUUAGAUUUAUAUAGGAAGAUAUAAGACUUUAGUAGCUAGUGCAAUAAUAUAAGCAACAAAGUGAACAAACUCUGGAGGGUUAAGGUUCAAACUCAUUUUGGACAGCAGUGAAGUGUCAACCAACUCCAGAAAACCAACUAUAGGAACAGCAUUAAUGGCCUCAGUGAGGUAAAUCAAAAAGCAAAAGUUAUUUUUGUUAUAACAUCUGCUACAAGACAUUACAUAUCAAACGGAAUCCAGUGGAAUUGCCACAUCGUACAGAUGAGUAUUUCAUUCUUGACAGUGCAUUUAAUUAUUCCAUUUGCAUAGAGUUUAGGAAUACUUCAUAGGAUUGGCUUCUCAGAACCUAGAAAAUGCUUGAUUUACCAAUCUAAUAUGAAAUGCAACGAUGCAAAAUCACCCAGUUUCACCACUGUUAGAAAUACCGUACAGGUCUAAGGGAGAAAUCACCUUAAUGAGUGAGUCAGCCAGACAAAAGUACAUUUUGGCACUGAAGUAAUGACUUGUUGCCGCUUUUUUUUUUAAUGAAAAGAUACAUGAAUAUAUAUAAACACUUAAUGAUUUUUUGCGUCAUGCCAGAUCAUUUCUUCUUUCUUGAGUGCAUUAAAGGUAUCAGCCAACAGUUCAUGGUGCCUUCUCACUCUCAAAGAUUCACUUUAACAGUGUUUCCCAUGUAUAAGAAAAAAAAUAGGUUGAAACUUCAUAUGUGUUUGAAUAAUAAUGGUGUUCAAAAACUGAUUUUUUUUUGUUUUUUCAUUUUUAAUCUUAGUGGAAAAUUCCCCACACCCUAUUUUUGUUGUACCAUGUUUCUUUGUAAUUUUCAUAAAAGCAGUCUUAUUCUGUC
Messenger RNA from Falco peregrinus (peregrine falcon), 3346 nucleotides. It is a transcript of the gene AKT1, whose product is annotated as AKT serine/threonine kinase 1. The record is from RefSeq and is a predicted model, not a curated record. Gene Ontology annotation, biological process: protein phosphorylation. The transcript has 15 exons. Gene Ontology annotation, molecular function: ATP binding; protein serine/threonine kinase activity. Lineage: Eukaryota; Metazoa; Chordata; Aves; Falconiformes; Falconidae. The coding region runs from base 672 to 2114 and encodes 480 amino acids.